GCCUUGAAUUUAAUGCUAUCGUUCAAGAUCUUUUGGUAUAUAUUGAUACUCCAAUAGCAUCAAUGGCGACGAUUUUCUGGAUAAAAUACAUUUUACGUGAGACAUCCUAUUAUGAGAAGCAUUUCAAAACUAGUGAAGUACCGUUACCGCACUACAUACUAGAAGAGAUCGCCUUCCGACAUCAAUAUCAACGAUUUCACGUCUUUAAUGCAUACAAAGCGGAAUUGGAGUCAUCUAACAGAUUCACACCAGAAGUCAUGGUUUACGGCCCUUCGGAGACAAUUAAUGGAACGUAUGGCUUACCUUGUUCAGAUUGGAUUCGUAAUGCAAGUAAUGUCGUAUAUAGAAAAAAAUCUCAGCAAGUUAGACGAAAAGUUAUCUCUGCAUGCGGACCACCUUACUCGGAGGAAUUUUAUAUUUCAAUGUUGAAAUUAAUUGAAUACGCAAAGAUUCAAUUGGACUCUCAAAUCGAUACGCGACCAAUGAUUGUGCAAUUUUUUGCUGACUGUCCACCAACAAUCGAUAACAAAUAUCGUGAAUAUAUAAAUAAUUUGUUGACUACUUUUGGUAAUUAA
Messenger RNA from Racocetra persica, 575 nucleotides. The record is from the annotation of a GenBank genome assembly. Lineage: Eukaryota; Fungi; Glomeromycota; Glomeromycetes; Diversisporales; Gigasporaceae.